Molecule: messenger RNA, 1276 nt
Organism: Paecilomyces variotii
Lineage: Eukaryota; Fungi; Ascomycota; Eurotiomycetes; Eurotiales; Thermoascaceae
Exons: 2
Coding region: 109-1080 (323 amino acids)
Source: RefSeq, a predicted model, not a curated record
GGAGGCGUUGAAAGCUCCGCUGCAAACACUGCAAACUGGCGGGAGAUGUUGGGGAAGCUCAGGAACGCGCGAGGAUCUCUCGUUCAGACGACCAUCUGAUGUUUGAUCAUGGCGAAAUAUGUCCCGCCUGGAAAGGCCGCUGCCAGCCGGUUAAAGCCGGUCUCUGUUGAUCCUCUGGAGAGCGUGGGCUUUGUCUCCAAGGGUGACAAGCAGCUCCUUGACCAUCAGGCGCAGGUAGAGUACUUCCAGAAGAUCGUGGACAGGUAUAUGGAAUUCUGCGAUCGUCAUAACAAGGACUUGGAUGCCGCGUUCGAUUCGCUUCCUACCAGUGCCUCCGACGAUGCCACCAAGAAUCCCCCCGCAUCCCUUCCACCCGCACGCUCGGGAGCUCCCAUGAAAGGAAGCGCAGCAAGGUCGAGUCCUCCGCCUGCGAUCGAGCUCUCCAGGAUCCUCCUCUCCUUGCGUAAGCUCCGGGAGGCUAUUCUCGCGACAGCGUCUACAAUCCCAGUUCCCUUCUCCCAGCGAGUUCAUGUCUUCUCCAUCCGGCUCUCGAUCAUGGCCCAGCAUCCUCCGUCAUACUUCCCGUCGCUCCGCUAUCUCCUUGACAAGCUCCAUACACCAACCCAUCCUCUUGAGCCGUCGGAACUGUCCGAGUUCACCUCCUAUCUCGCUCUCGAUUAUGCUUGUCGACAGGCGGACAUGGGGGCCGCAUAUGAGCUUCGCUCCCGGGCCAGGGCGCGCUACGGCUUCCGAUCGGACUUGGUCGACCGCGUAUUGUCCGCAUUGAUGCAUGACGACUGGGUGGCGUUCUGGAGAGCAAGGAAGGGCCUUGAUGGGUACAUGCGCAGAGUGACCAACUGGGCAGUCGAUAGAGUCCGAAGGCAUGCGCUGAAGGCUGUCGGGAGUGCGUAUAUGAAUGUCGACCUCAAUUGGAUCGUAGUGGGAUGCACUGGUGACGGAGAGGGCUGGACGUGGGAGAAACUAGUGGAAAAGGAAAAGCUAGGCUGGGAGAAGGAGGGGAAUAAAAUCAUCAUAAAGCGGCCCAAGUCGAGGAGGCUGGAGCCGAUCAAAGAAGUUUGAGGCGUUCGUUUUUGGGAAGCAAGGCGUUAGGCGGCAUGCAAGCAUCCGAAAGGCGUACAGGAGGCCUACCGUCAACAUACUAGAUGGUACACGGGAAAACGGUGCUAUGAGCACAUGGCUGUAUUUGGAUUCAAACUUGAGGGCUAGCGCCUGGAGUUUCUGCGGAUCGUUAAUCGUACAUCAUUAUGCUUUCAUC